AUGUCAACUUUGAGAGCUCCGUGUGAUCUUUUAGAAGAUGUAAAGGAAGCAGAGGCGGUUCCUGCGCUUUAUUUUACUCUUUCAGUCGGAGAUAGUGAGAAAGAACUUGGAGAUUCAUCGGAAAAAGAGGUGAAAUCGGCUGACUUUUUUAUCGUUCUUAAACACGAAGGAGAGUGCACCGUGACGCCUAUCGAAGAACAACCUUCGGAGACUACCACGGAGAAAGGAGCUGACGACGCGAGUGAGAAAUCUUUUGAUUUUAUCAUGUUUGAGAAGUCUAAAAUUACCGAGAAAUCCCUGUGUUCACAAAAUGAAGAGGAAGAAGCUCUUGAAUCUCCUGAGGAAGCUUCGCAAACUGAAAAUGUAAAAUGGAGGGAUAAUGGAAAGACUUCUCUAGAAUCAAACCAGCGAGAGAGUCCAAAAAUAUCAACAGAGAUAUUUCAAGACACAGUCGGAAAAGAAGAGUCAUCCAAAUUGGAGGAAGAAAAUGAAUCGACUGACAAACUUGAUAAGCCGAUGAAGACGUUGAGAGUGCAGAGCAACGAGAACAUAUCCAAAUCCAAUAAUGCAAACGUGGCGCAGAUGUCACUGAAGCCGUCUCCUAGCGUAGGUUCGAGUCUCGAGAACUUGGAACUCGAUAGUUUAUUGCCUGCGGUCAGAUCCGUCGAUAGUCCUCUAGGGAGUACAGAAAACGGUGCGAUGUUGGAAGAAGCGUGGGAGGGACUACAAAAAUCUUACGUAUAUUACAAAGGCAAGGCAGUCGGUACGCUCGCUGCUAUGGAUCCUAUCGCCGAGGCUUUGAAUUACAAUCAGGUUUUCAUAAGAGACUUCGUUCCCAGUGGCUUAGCCUGUCUAAUGAGACCUGCCAAUGCUGGUGGCGAUCCAGAGAUAGUAAAGAACUUUCUGUUAAAGACUCUCCACCUUCAAGGUUGGGAGAAAAGAAUUGACAAUUUUACACUUGGGGAAGGUGUCAUGCCUGCAAGUUUUAAAGUUCUUUACGAUUCGCAUAGGCAGAAGGAAACCUUGGUUGCAGAUUUCGGUGGUAGUGCAAUAGGAAGAGUUGCACCUGUUGACUCUGGGUUCUGGUGGAUCAUAUUGCUAAGGUCGUAUACCAAAUGCACGCAUGAUUAUACGCUUUCAGAACUACCUGAGGUGCAGAGAGGAAUGAAGCUGAUACUUAACCUUUGCCUUUCAGAUGGUUUUGACACUUUUCCUACACUUCUGUGUGCAGAUGGGUGUAGCAUGAUUGAUAGGAGGAUGGGAAUUUAUGGGUACCCCAUUGAGAUUCAAGCACUCUUCUAUUUUGCACUGAGGUCUUCUAGGCAGAUGCUAAAACCAGAGCGAGAUGGCAAGGAACUAAUUGAGCGUAUCGAUAAGCGCAUCAGAGCUCUCAGUUUUCACAUCCAAAAAUACUACUGGCUUGAUUUCACACAGUUAAACAACAUAUAUCGCUACAAAACUGAGGAGUAUUCCCACACUGCUGUCAACAAAUUUAAUGUCAUCCCAGAGUCUAUUCCUGAUUGGGUGUUCGAUUUUAUGCCCUUACGUGGGGGAUAUCUGAUUGGUAAUGUCAGCCCAGCUCGAAUGGAUUUCCGCUGGUUUUUGGUUGGAAACUGCAUUGCAAUCUUGAGUUCACUAGCUACACCUGCACAAGCAACAGCAAUUAUGGAUUUGAUUGAGGAGCGCUGGGAGGACUUAAUAGGAGAGAUGCCUUUGAAGAUAGUUUAUCCAGCUUUGGAGGGUCAUGAAUGGAGAACUGUCACUGGGUUUGAUCCAAAGAACACACGGUGGAGUUACCACAAUGGUGGAUCAUGGCCAGUUCUGAUAUGGCUACUCACAGCAGCGUGUAUCAAGACUGGAAGGCCUCAAAUUGCAAAACGAGCCAUAGAGCUGAUUGAACAACGCCUUUCCAAAGACGGGUGGCCUGAGUACUAUGAUGGCAAGACCGGGCGUUAUGUUGGGAAGCAAGCAAGGAAAUAUCAAACAUGGAGCAUCUCUGGCUACUUGGUCGCUAAGAUGUUGAUUGAGAACCCAGCCAAUCUCCCCAUCAUCUCUCUUGAAGAAGAUAAAAAGAUUGCCAAGCCAAAGCUCACCCGCUCUAUCUCAUUCUAGAAAACAACUGCAUCCGACAGACAGGGGUUUUCAUUUUAUUGCACACAUAUAGUUCUUUUUGCAACUGGGAUGGUUCGAAAAUAUCCAAAAUUCCAAAUGCUCAUAUUGACACUGUUUGAGCUGUAUAGUUAAAGCGAGCAAUAGAUUGUCAAAAGUCAAAACCAGAACCAAGUAGCCCUGCUCCGUGAGUACGUAACAGUAAACUACAACAGGUUGUAAGAAAAGAAAUAAUACCUAGGGCCCAAAAUCAUUGGAUAAGUAAAAAUGUAGCAGAUAAAUUGGAAAGAGAACAAUGGCCCGGCCCCCAGUGCGCCGCUCCUUCUCUCUUCAGACGCUUAACCGCCAAGGAAAAGAACCACUGAGGCAAAUAAGAAGAAAAAAAAGUCUUAUCAGUACAUUCUUCACUAAUCAAUAUAUAUACAUAUCUGUUUCUAUAACUAUUUGAUCAAAUUAGGCGAUGGA
Gossypium raimondii (Peruvian cotton) is the source of this 2574-nucleotide messenger RNA. RefSeq names its product probable alkaline/neutral invertase F. The transcript has 4 exons. Gene Ontology annotation, molecular function: endo-alpha-N-acetylgalactosaminidase activity; sucrose alpha-glucosidase activity. The coding region runs from base 1 to 2112 and encodes 703 amino acids. Lineage: Eukaryota; Viridiplantae; Streptophyta; Magnoliopsida; Malvales; Malvaceae. The record is from RefSeq and is a predicted model, not a curated record. Gene Ontology annotation, biological process: sucrose catabolic process.